Molecule: messenger RNA, 935 nt
Organism: Daucus carota subsp. sativus
Lineage: Eukaryota; Viridiplantae; Streptophyta; Magnoliopsida; Apiales; Apiaceae
Product: chaperone protein dnaJ 72
Exons: 3
Coding region: 140-709 (189 amino acids)
Source: RefSeq, a predicted model, not a curated record
UAAAAUCGUAUUCGUGUUUGUAAAUAAGUAGCAAUCCCGCGGCGGAAGCAACGCCACGAGGCCGGUGUUUACGCCGACCCAUUCUCCUCUCUCUAUACAAAAACAACAGACAACCAAAACCAAAUCAAACAAAACAACGAUGGAUUAUUACAGAGUACUGGGUCUGAACAAGAGCGCCACAAAAUCAGAAAUCAAAGACGCAUUCAGAAAACUCGCCGUCAAGUUCCACCCGGACAAGCACACCGCCUCCUCUAAAUCCGUCAAAGACAGCGCCACUCUUAAAUUCAAACAAGUCUCCGAAGCUUAUGAUGUUCUAAGUGAUGAUCGCAAACGCGCCGACUAUAAUUCACGAUCAUCAUAUACUUCUCACACCUCCUCUGCAUCUUCUUCUUCUUCUUACAGUCGUAAUUAUAAUUAUGGACACGGGUAUGGAUCCGGGUCCGGGUAUUCAAGUCAUAACACCACCGGGUAUGGGUAUUCAUAUAGAAGGGCUUCUAGUGGGCUUGGUUUUAAAUUCGAGAAGUUCGCUCGUUAUCUGACUACCCGGGACUUUCUUCUCCAUGCUACGUUUAUUGGUAUAAUACUUAGCGGAACUUUCAUCAUCGACAAAGGCAGAGGGCUUAUAUGGAAUCUACAAAAUUCCGGGAAAUCUUUUGAAGCUGCCAUGGACAAUAUACAGAAAGCUAAAGCAGACAAGGAAAAGGAAUAAAUUUGAAUGUUAUCUGUUCUUCCUCUACACUUACCUUCCGAUAUAUAUACAUAAGUUGUUUUUAUUCCCUACUCAUGAAAGUUCCAUUUUAGUACAUGGAUGGGUUGUAGAGUUUUCUCAUUGAGGUGUUGAAAUCUUUUAGAUAGUUAUAAAAUCGGAAACCCCAAUAUAUACGUGUUUUUUUCCCAGAAGAUGAGUUGAAAUGUAUAUAAUAGUUUGUGAAGCA